CAGAGCCGGGGGCCGAGACGAUGCGGAUCGGUGAGGUCGGGGGGGUCCCGGGCCGGACGUGGCCACUGGCAAGCCGGCGCGGCCCCUCCGUAGGACCAUCUUGCCGCCGCUAGCCAGGAGGGAGUAGGGAAGGGGUGGAAAUACGGGUUCUUCUGGCCUUGGCCCUCCGGGCCACCCGCCCGACUGGUUGGCUGGCAGGGCCGCCCAAGACCCGCCCUGGAGGGAGAGUGGCCGGACCAGCCCCCUCUCGCAGUGCCCUGCGACCCCUCGGUGACGAGGCCCCGUAUGACGUCUUGGGAGCUCUGCCUGACCAACUGCCAUGUAUCUCUCAGCGUGGACGCGACUGCUUCCAGCCCUGGUCCCGCUGCUGGCGGCGGGGGCGGUUGGCCCCGGGGCCGGACUGGAGCUGAUGAGCUACAAGCCCCAGGUGUCCGCUCAUCCCCUCGAGGGCAAGGUUACUGCCAGCACCUUCACCCUCGACCAGCCGCGCUGCGUCUUUGACGGCCAAGUCGUCUCCACCGACACCAUCUGGUUGGUGGUGGCCUUCAGCAACGCCUCUCGAGAUUUCCAGAACCCGACGACGGCGGCCUCCAUCCCCGCCUACCCCAGGCUGCUGACCGACUACUAUUACAUGACGCUGAAGGUGUCUCCGGAUCUGUACCCGUGCGCCGACGCCGGCGGCCUCUCCGUGCUCCGGGUGGGCACCGAUCCGGGCUGCCUCCGAGACCCGGGCAGAGAGUACUGCAAUGCCCCACUUCCUGCCCCCGGGCCUUAUAGAACCAAGUUUCUCGUGAUGGAUGAGGCAAGCCACCCCAAGGCAGAGACGCAAUGGUCUGAUCCAAUCACCCUCAAACAAGGGCGAGACCCCAGCUCCGUGGACACGUGGCCCGGCCGGCGUGGAGGCAGCAUGGUCGUCAUCGCGUCCAUCCUGUCCGUCCUCGCCGGCCUCCUUCUGCUCGCACUCCUCACUGCCGCUGCUGGAGCCUGCACAGUCUCCAGCCUCUGGAGGCCCGAGGAGGUGACGCCCCCAGAGCAGCUGCGCCUCGGCUCCUUCCUGGCCAAGCGCUACAGCCCCCAUCCCUUGCCCCUGUCCCCCGGCAGGGCCCGCACGCCCUCCGCCACCCGUGACCCCUACAUCGGCCACUAGAGAUGGACCCACCCCCCACCAGCUGUGGGCCCAGAGCCCCUCCACAGGGGGUUGGUGAGGACCAGCCUGCGGCCCUGAGCUGGAGGAAGACCCUCCGUGCAGUGAUGAGCAAACCUCCCCACCCCCCACCGCUCCCCAGCAGCCCCCACCACAGUGGGGGGGAUGCCAAAAAAAUGGGGGAAAUAAGAGUGACACUCGCUGAGUCAAAAAGACCUCCCUCUGCACCUUCACCUCCAACUCAGGGACCAGGAUGGGGGCACUCCCCAGCAGAACCCCCCGUUUUGGUCUCAGCCUGGCAGUGCCCCCCAUCCGGCUCACAGGGCCCCCGAGAAGACUGCAGAAGGGUGGAAAGGUGACGAGUAACCCCCCUAUACCUCCCCCCACCUCAAAGCCGCGGGGCCCGAGGGUGGUCCAGGGUCCCCUCCGAAGAGGCAAGGUGGUGGGUCUGGGAAAGACGUGCUUUUACCCCCAGAGAAUAAAGUGUACGGGGACUGGA
Molecule: messenger RNA, 1643 nt
Organism: Ornithorhynchus anatinus (platypus)
Lineage: Eukaryota; Metazoa; Chordata; Mammalia; Monotremata; Ornithorhynchidae
Gene: UPK3B
Product: uroplakin 3B
Exons: 6
Coding region: 320-1147 (275 amino acids)
Source: RefSeq, a predicted model, not a curated record